Molecule: messenger RNA, 4275 nt
Organism: Spodoptera litura
Lineage: Eukaryota; Metazoa; Arthropoda; Insecta; Lepidoptera; Noctuidae
Gene: cert
Product: ceramide transfer protein
Biological process (GO): ER to Golgi ceramide transport
Molecular function (GO): lipid binding
Source: RefSeq, a predicted model, not a curated record
GUCAAACGUCAAAAACAGCAACAAUUUUCGCUGUGUAUCUUCCCAUGUAACGAGUUUUUGAUAAUUAUUAUUUUUCGUUUUGUUUAGUUUGUCUAGAAUUUAAUGUAAAUAUAAAUUCUUAACAUUUGCAACAUGAUUGAGGAAAAUAUAACAGUGAGCGAUAACUCGGAUUUAGAGGAUGGCGGAAAUCCAGAACUUCGCGGAUACCUGAGUAAAUGGACAAAUUACAUUCACGGUUGGCAGGACAGGUUUAUUGUUUUGAAGGAUUCUACUUUAUCGUACUACAAGAGUGAAUUGGAGAGUAAUCUUGGAUGCCGUGGUGCCUUAUGCCUGAAGAAAGCCAAAGUCAAGCCUCAUGAAUUUGAUGACUGCAGAUUUGAUGUGUCUGUAAAUGAUUGUGUCUGGUACUUGAGAGCGACUAGUCCCGAAGAAAAACAGCAAUGGAUUGAUGUUUUGGAAUCAUUCAAAGUGGACAAUAAUGUUAAUAAUAAAGACAAAAACAACAUCACAAUACGAAUAGCAAGAGUACCAACAGAUCAAGUGGAAUCAGGUUAUGGGACAAGCUCAGACAGCAGUUCUAAUGGAGGAGGCUUGCGAAGACAUGGCUCUGUUACUUCCUUGCAGUCAACUGGCUCUCAUGGCCGUACAACUCGUCGUCUCGCCGAGAAGAUCGCAGAGUUGGACACAUACAACGAACUGCUUUCGAAGCAAGCCAUCCAGUUGCAACAAUACUUCGAUAUGUGCGUCGCUGCUUACCCACAGAUCAACGAUGAUGCCUCUGAAGCCAUUGAUGCUGUUAAACUGGCUGAUGGUAACGACCUAAACUUGCACGUGGGCGAGGUGCGGGCAACGAGUGCUUCAUUCCGCGCAACAUGUGGCGCCACUAUCGCUACACUGCAGCACUGCGCUGAACUGCUCCGGCGCAGGGAGAAACAAGCCAGACAGGCUGAGGAACUGUAUAUGGCCUUGAAGAAUCAGCUGACAGAAGCAAGGUUGGCAUCGAAACCAGGGCCAGAUCACGAGGAGGGUCCUCACUCCACACUGCCAGACGACGAGUUCUACGAUGCAGUGGAGACAGGGUUCGACAAGAUGGAGGAGGAGCGGUGUGCACGCGUGGUGCCGCCUAGCGUCCACACGAGGGACCAGGUGGAGCUGCCACCGCCGGCCAUUGACAACAGACUUACCGUGCAUCCUUUAUGGCCUGAGAUCGACAGGAUAUCAACGGAACAGAUCCAAGCCGCGUUCGAAGGUGUGGGCGGUGAGAUAGGAUGGCAGUUGUUCGCCGAGGAGGGCGACAUGAGGAUGUACAGGAGGGAGAUGGAGGUGGACGGCAUGGUGACGGACCCGCUGAAGGCGAUGCACAAGGUGCGCGGAGUCACUGCGCGCGAGAUGUGCCACUACUUCUUCAACCCACGCUACCGAUACGAGUGGGAGACUACCCUGGAAACGAUGACGAUAGUGGAGGAGAUAGCGUCAGACUCGCUGGUGUUCCACCAGACGUUCAAGCGGAUCUGGCCAGCCUCGCAGCGGGACGCGCUGUUCUGGUCCCACGUCCGGCAGUCCAGCGAGAACACGUACGCUGUCACCAACCAUUCCACCACGAAUGCUGAUUAUCCGGCGAACAACGGCGCGUGUAUCCGUCUGUUCGUGACGGUGUGCCUGGCGUGCCACACGACGUACCCGGCCGGGGAGACUCCCACGCGGGACAACAUCACCACCAGCAUCGCUUACUGCAGCACUGUAAACCCAGGAGGCUGGGCCCCGGCCGGCGUGCUGCGCGCAGUAUACAAGCGCGAGUAUCCCAAAUUCCUGAAGCGGUUCACCAGCUACGUGGUGGAGCAGUGCCGCGGCAAGCCCAUCGCCAUCUAGCGGCAACUACUCGCAACAUGGCGCUACACGUGACUUAUACAACACGUACACGCACUACUACGCGUACCUUCGAAUAAUUUAUACUUCUCAGUCAAACGCCUGACUUCUUCUAUCUCUUCGUCGGAACUGAGAACUAUUCAUACCGAAGUGUAGUGCAAUUAGACGUUAAAUAGGUGUUAUAUAAUGUUAAAGGUUUUAUUCAGGGUGGAGUUAGGAUUCCCGUUUCAUUGUACUCCGUUAAAUUAUACUUUCUUCGCGAUCUCUGUACCGUCCCGGUCUGGCAUUCACACAAAACUGCUGGAACAUUUUUCGUUUGAAAACAGACUCGGGCCCAGCAGUUCGAAUUGAGAUUCUUUUUUACUGUCAUUGUCUAAGACGAGAGAGAUAACGUCAUACGUCAACUGUGCGUUAGACAGAGAGCAAACGUCGUGUCCGCCUGUUAUACGCUAAAUAUCUUGUUCAUUUAACAUCUUAUCUAACAGUACUUGUGUAUAAAAAGAUUGAAAUAAUCGUGCUGGAUAAGAUUUCGUUGCUAAACACGUAUAUGAUCAAAAUAUUUUCAAUUGGUGUUAUGUCGGAUAAAUGUUUAAUUUCUACGUUAUUUCUGUCUAUAUGUAGAACACCUUCGAUAAUCGACAAUAAAUUCGUGUCGAAUGUAAAGUUCCCAUUAAUAAAUGUAAAUCGUACUUUAAUGUGUAAUUAGAACACUCUGUAUGAUAUAUAAUAUAUGUAUCUACUAUGUCAUUGGGUGUUAUGGUAAUUAUGAUAAAAUUUAUACAACGUAAUUCUAUAAAUAAAAUGUAUUCAUUAUAACGAAUCUAUAUAUAAAUGGGGGCUAAAGUUUUCUUAUUCACUAGAUGGCCCAAAUGUAGAAGGGGUUUUUGUUCAAUUACAGCAGCUGUCAAAUAUUGAACGUCCAAUGGUAACACUAGCUAAUUCCCUAUUGGACGAAGAACGCGCUCACACUAGCGCCAUCUAGUGAACGCGGUUGGCACCAUUGUUCUAAAUUAAAAGCGAUGUUGUGAAAAGAUAUUUGUAAAGCACUUUUGACUGCUAUUUGUUCGUUCAUUUUCUUCGAUUAAAUAACACGGUAUUGGUAAGGCUGUACACUUAACUGUAGUGAGUAUUGAAGCUUUUAUUGUGAAAAUAUAUGAGAGAAUAAUACUUCGACUGUAUAUUGAUAGUGUACAUGCAUUAAACAUAGGAUAUGAGAACUGUUAAAAGGACUAAGUAAGAGUGACACUCAAGCUUGGUUUUCUUACCGACUGAUGUAAAACUUGUCUAUAAAAGUCUUUGUAAAUACUUACGCGUCGGAUGGGUACUGUAGAUAACAUAUUUCUUCAAUUCACAAAUUGUAAAACAAGGAAUCUCUAGCGAAAAUUCUUUUCGAUGCGCGUGCAAGUACCUGACGUAGUGUCACGCCGAUAUGAACCUUAUGGCUGAACAAUGUUAUACUAAUUAUUGAAAAGAUUUUAUAGCAAGCAUGUUUUUGUCUACGGAAGAUUAGUACUUAUCUUUUAUAGAAGGACUUGGAAUGUUUUUGAUGAAGAGGGUAAUAUUCGGGUGGUGAUAGUUGUAUGUGUUCAGUUAGAUAGUUCGCGAAAGAAAACAUGUACUUUUGCACUUUCUGGGCUGUGAACUCGGGAAGCGAGCCCGGUCAAUCAAAAUGACAUCAAAACCUAAAAAAAAUAAGGUCCAAAGUCCUUUGAAUGUGUCCCCGUUCGUGUUUCUCGAGGUCACGGCCCCAAAUCCAUUUCAUGUACAGGGUGGAACUAAAUAAUUGUAGUUCUUAAUAUUAUAUCAACUAUGUUAUUUCGGUUUUUGACCAAAUAAAUUUCCUUGUCGCUUAAAUUUAAUGUGACACAAUUUUAUUUAAAUAUUUCAUUAAUUAUUAUUGUUACCGGAAUUGACAUUUUUAAUUGUUAAAUGUAUGAUUAUUUGUUGUAAAAUUGAAUGUAUUUGAGUCGUUUGUUUGGUCAAAACUUAAUUUUGCACGAAUUUUGAUAGUGUUACUUGCGUCGUACUGUCUAUUAUUUUAAUUACUUUGUAUGCAAACUUCCAUUCCAGCUUUUUGUAUCGAAUAUCUGAUUUUGUAUACAUUUUAAAUUAGGUUUAAUAAAUGGUUACUUGAAUGAACUUCAAAUAUAUAGUAUUGUACAGAAUUUCACGUUUUGUCUCAAAGUUAAUAUAUUAUUUGCUGUUAUGUGACGGUGAACUGGUAACUUUUUUGUUCGACGUAGUAAAAAAGUUAACAGUGACGUCACGUCCUUAAUGAAAAAGUUAAACGUGAGCGGAAGUGUAAGGAAAUUGCAUUUAUAAUACCGCAAUGUUGCAAUUGUAUUAAGUUCAUAUAACUUAAUGUGUUUUUUUAAUAAUUAUUGUUUAUAAUAAAAUGUUUUAUGGACA